Aplosporella prunicola CBS 121167 is the source of this 851-nucleotide messenger RNA. RefSeq lists its product as uncharacterized. Gene Ontology annotation, molecular function: protein-folding chaperone binding. The record is from RefSeq and is a predicted model, not a curated record. The transcript is spliced from 5 exons. Gene Ontology annotation, cellular component: prefoldin complex; cytoplasm. Bases 49 to 420 code for a protein of 123 amino acids. Lineage: Eukaryota; Fungi; Ascomycota; Dothideomycetes; Botryosphaeriales; Aplosporellaceae. Gene Ontology annotation, biological process: chaperone-mediated protein complex assembly; protein folding.
CCAAGUCUCCCCCACGUCCACAUCGCACCCUCCCCGCACCCCGUCGAGAUGGCGUCGCAGCAGAAAGAGCUGCAGGACUUGACCGACGAGUUCGCCACGCUCCAGACCGAGCUCCAAAGCGUUGUCGAGGCGCGCCAAAAGCUCGAGUCGCAGCAGCAGGAGAACAUAGGCGUGCAAGCCGAGUUUGACAAGAUUGCCGACGACGCCAAUGUCUACAAGCUCGUAGGCCCCGUCCUCCUGAAGCAGGACAAGUCCGAGGCCGUCAUGGCUGUCAAGGGACGAUUGGAGUUUAUUGAAAAGGAAAUUAAGCGCAUUGAGGACCAGAUCAACGAGAUCCAAGAGAAGAGCGAAAAGAAGAAGAUGGAUGUCAUUGCUCUGCAAACCACGAUGCAGCAGCAGGCACAGGCUGCGGCCUCAUGAGAGAAGGCCUAGACAUGGCCAGGAACUAUUUUCAACCCACCCCGCAUGGCGACAUCCACGGUGUCGACGGAAACCACCGACCCGUAGACUGAGCAUGCUCCAUGGAUUGACACAGCAUCGCAGACAAACUAAAUAUGCUUCCAUGGUAUCUCAGUUCCGGUCGAGACCUGAGAACUAUGCCUGCCUCACCGACGGCAGGAGCGCGACUCAGACAGAAGGACCGAGAUGUAUUCAAUGCCAAAUUCCGAUAUACCUCAAAUUCAGCUUACUUUCAUGGCCCUGGAUUCGCUAUCAACACGUCUUCGAUAUGGAUCACUUUCUCACAGCUUAUCAUCAAGAUGCUCACGCUAUGAGCCAAAAGUACUAUAUUCGCCUGCAUGUAACAAGACUGAUCGAUUCGCGCAUGCUACCAAAGAAAAAGUUCCCUGGCU